Chenopodium quinoa (quinoa) is the source of this 1203-nucleotide messenger RNA. RefSeq names its product protein FAR-RED IMPAIRED RESPONSE 1-like. The transcript is spliced from 3 exons. Gene Ontology annotation, molecular function: zinc ion binding. The coding region runs from base 1 to 1203 and encodes 400 amino acids. NCBI's taxonomy places the organism in Eukaryota, Viridiplantae, Streptophyta, Magnoliopsida, Caryophyllales, Amaranthaceae. The record is from RefSeq and is a predicted model, not a curated record. Gene Ontology annotation, biological process: regulation of DNA-templated transcription.
AUGAAAGAGUACUUUUGGGCGGGUAUGAAAACUACACAGAGGGUAGAGAGUAUUAACCGAUUUUUCGAUUGCUUUGUCACCCGUAAAACAAAACUAUUCGAGUUUCCUGAAAAAUAUAACAGAGCGAUGAAGAAGCGGGUUGCGGAUGAGAAAGAUGCUGAUGCAAGGGAUUCCAAGUACAUUAGAAGACUUGUGAGUGGAUUCAAAGUGGAAAGGUAUUUUCAAAAAAUAUAUACUGAUUCGAAGUUUCAAGAACUUCAAAAGGAAUGUGCUAGGUUGUUAUAUGUUCAGAUCAAGGAGGAGAAAAUUAUCAGUGAAGUUGAAAUUCAGUACUUGGUUUUGGAUCGCGUUUGGGUUAUUCGAGAAGGUACAAAUGAGGAAAUAAUAACUGAUUCCAGGAGGUUUUACACACUUAAUUUUAACCCGGUCAGUAAACAUAUUAGAUGCGACUGUAGGAAGUUUGAAAAGGAUGGGAUUCUUUGUAAGCAUAUCAUUAGAGUGUGGGAUGAAAACUUGGUCACUGAAAUUCCAUCGAACUAUGUGCUUAAUCGGUGGCGAAAGGAUGUGUUGAGGAAGCACACUCGCGUCAAAGUUGCAUACCAUGACCCUACUGAAACAGAUGAAUGUGUGCGAUGGAACAAGCUAAUUCCAGACCUUGAGGCAUUGUGUGAUGAAGCAGCCGCCGUUGAUGACGAAACAGUUGAGCUAGUGAGACAAGUAGUGUUGAAGAUCCGAGCUGAAGUUAAUGAGCAACGUGCAAAGGUCAUGUCUACAAAUGGCCCUGGAUCAGAAAUAGGGUCAUCACAUCCACCUCCACCAGAAGGCACUCCUAAGUCUGCAUCUAAGAAAUGUAAUGUCGAUGGAGGAAAAAGUUCAGGAAAUUUUAUACAAAACCCAGUCAAUCAAAAGAGGCCUAGAGGUCGGCCAAAGGGAUCAAGGAACAAGACGUUGGCUGAAUUAGGAUACAACGCAGCCAAAGGGAAAAACACUAAGAGAGCCCAGAAACAAUCACAUGUAGGAUACGUAGAUGAAUCACUCCAAGCAACUAAGUUGCCGGUCAAAAGGAGGAAACAUCCGAACCCGUACGCGGAGUUCUUCGCAACUGCUCCUGCUGAUGAUGUUCCAUGUGAUGACUUUGAGCUCAACAUCUCCACCCAGGGGUGGACUAGUGAUCACGAAUUGAACUUUCACGAAGGAACUUAA